Molecule: messenger RNA, 1743 nt
Organism: Paramecium tetraurelia
Lineage: Eukaryota; Ciliophora; Oligohymenophorea; Peniculida; Parameciidae
Exons: 4
Source: RefSeq, a predicted model, not a curated record
AUGUAUAAUUUUCAAGAUUAAUAAUUAUUAUAUGGAUUAGAAUUAGCUAAAUUGAGAUAUUCGAAAGAAGAAGAAAGAGCUAGAAAUAAAAAGGCUCACUUUUUCUAAUAAUAACCAUAACAUUUCAAUCAAUAUGAACAUCCAUCAUCAAUAUUUACCAGAUCAUCAUUAGAUAGCAUUCCACUUGCUCAACCUGGAAUGCCAGUAAUCCCUAUUCCCUUUACAAUGAUGCCUUGGCCAAUGGAAUCGUAAAUCUAAAUGGGUUUUGAUUUCUAGAAAUCUAAAUAAUAAUAAGAAAUUCGCUAACAGAGAAUAGAAAACAUAAUGAAUCUAGGCAAACCUAAACCAAUUUAAAAGCCUGGGGAUAAAAUACUUUACCCUCAUGAUCCCCAAUAUUUUAAUAAUUCCAGAUUGUCUUCUUUGGGGUCAUCAUAAUUAAGUUAAUAUCCAUAAUAAUACUAAUAACAAUACUAAUAAUAAUAAUAAUAAUACCAAUAAUAAUAAUAAUAAUAUUAGCAGUACUAAUAACAACAGUUGCAAAAAUAACAAUAGUAAAAAUAAGAGAUUGAUAAAUUACUUAUUUCUAAUUAAUAUGACAAACAUAUUCCUUACAAAAAAUAAGAAUAACUUAAUGAUAAACAAUUAAAAGAAGAAUUCAAAAGUUCUCUUCAUAAAUCAAAAUUAUCCAGCAGUUUGAUGAAGAGCAGUUCUCAUUCCAGCUAAUAAAAUUUUCUCAAGAAAGCUAAAAAGAAAUUACCCGUUUCUACCAAGAAGUUUAGGAUAUUCAAAGCAUCAAUAAUUUUCAUUUCAUAUUACAUAAAAACCUUAAAUUCUGAGAUUGAAAAAAAGUUAAAAAUAUGCAGAGAGAAAGAUGCUCAAAUUCCAAAUAUAUUGGAUUAUCUACUAGGAUAGUAUGAAGGAGCUUUAGAAUAAUAAAUGAUUGAAUUCUUGAAUAAUAAAGUCGACUUUAAAGUAGAAAUUGGAAAAGACAAAGAAAAUCAAGCGAAAUAUGAUAAAGUUUUUGCUUUCAUUAUUAGAUUUCUCACUUAAGCAUAGACUGUUAAAGCAGAUGAUAUAAGUCCUUUAUUUUUUGAUUUUUUAAGAUCUAUUUGCAUUCCUAAUUAAUUUCCCCCUCUUGAUUACUUUAUACAAUAUGAAGUGGAAAGGAUCAGAUUCAAUACUAUAGGCUAGAUCGGUAAGAUUGGCGAAUCAAUUCAAUUGAUGAUUAUAGAAGGAGUAAUUUUACUCAGAAUACUUGUUAAUCAGAUGAUUUUCAAAGCGUGGGAAUAUCAUCCAUCCUAAAGUGAUUAGGAUGUUCUGUUUUUUGUACAUAGAAAUGCUCUUAUUGUGGGAUCAAUUCUUGUACACAUAUAUUUAGAAAGAUAUGCAAAUGAAAUCCCCUUAAAAUUUGAUUGGAAAAAAGUGAAUUGGAAUAAAAUUAAUAUUCUUCCUUAGAUUUUUGAUGACGAGCCUGAUGGUAAAAAAGCAGUCAUCAAGAAUCUUCUUCCUAUCCAAAUAAUUUCUCCUUAUUUAAAGUAUUUGGCUGCUCAAACAAAGAAGAAUAAUGAAAUUUAAGAUUUAUUGAAUAAGAUCAUGUAAGGGUAUUUGAAAGAGUUAAAUAAAUAAACUGAAAUUUUCUUAAGAGAUAAAGAAGAGAAGCCUAGGAUGAUAAAUUUAAUUAUGAAUACGAUCUAUAGAGAAAUAUAUGUAUCUAAGAAACCAAGAAGAUAUGAUUCUGAUUGA